Messenger RNA from Enterobius vermicularis (human pinworm), 1197 nucleotides. The record is from the annotation of a GenBank genome assembly. Lineage: Eukaryota; Metazoa; Nematoda; Chromadorea; Rhabditida; Oxyuridae.
AUGGCUGAGGCAGUAAGUGGCACUGGUUGUGAGAGCAGUGGAAUCCGGGAAUUUGCAUCGAUCCAACCUUCAUUAGGUCUCUGGAUGUAUUCUAAAGUUCAUUUCUAUUGUUUACUUACUUUUCCCAAGCUAGUACUACUUCUUUUAUUGCGUUGGGGUAGUUCUAAUGAGAACAUAUCUGACAUACUGUCAAUUAUUGGCGCUAACGCGAACGUUGUUAGGGUUACCAACGACAAGAUGGUCAGAAAAGAGUCAGUUUCAUAUUUAAUUGUUUUGAAACGCGUGACAUACGUUUUGCAAGCUAUACUUUACAUUUGCUUAAAUGAGACAACCGGGUUAAGUGAGAAUGGCCAGAUUUCGGCUGCUCUAAUAAAUAUUACAUAUCCUCUGGCGUUCCGUAGUGAGUCUGGAGAGUGCCUUUGCGAUAGCAAGAUUGAACUGCUUAGAAGUGCAGUCUUCGCACAUGAUUUUUUGUCGAGGAUAGAAGUGAAAAGAAAAAGUGGUGCCAAAGUUCAAUCGUCGCAGUGCUUCGCUCUUAUAUUUUCUGGAGGGAAGACUUUUCUUUCAACUGGAGGAAAAUGUUGGGAUGAAACGAGGUCGUCGGAUGAAAACGGGGUUGUUACAGCUAAUUUCAAAUCGAUUUUGAAGAAUAACACUUUUAAAAAUAGUAAUGGCAGGCUGUUGGCUGUGGUGGCAGAUGCGAAGCUGCGCAUCAAGGAGAAACUGGACCGUUUGCAGGAGGAAUAUGCUAGGGCUAAUGUUAGCGCUUUGAAUGCCACAAUUUCUGAGGCUGAGUCUUUUGAAUUAGUUAUUGAGGGUCCUAGAGGACGGCGAACUUCGACACCCACCUUUAGUGGUGAUACAAGUAUGAAGGUCGAGGACGAAAGGUACGAGCUUUUUGCAAAAAUAAAAGCAACCGAGAAGAGGCUCUGGAUGGAACAGGAGAAAUUUAAAUACUCGAUGAUUCCUGGUCGUGAUGUAUCAGAAGCAAGGUUAAAAUUUUUCAGACAGUAUGCGUCAGGUUCAGUUACACCUAAACGGACUUCGCUCAAUCGAACACCUCUUUCAUUAAACGCCAAGCAUAACCUCGCAGAUAGGAAAUGUUUAUCUACGGGCUGCGGGCGUCGAAAGUCAAAAAGACCUUUAAUUGAUGAACUAGCUACACCAAGAAGGAGCAAGAGGCGUUUAAAAUCAUAG